Molecule: messenger RNA, 2316 nt
Organism: Coturnix japonica (Japanese quail)
Lineage: Eukaryota; Metazoa; Chordata; Aves; Galliformes; Phasianidae
Gene: DDX49
Product: DEAD-box helicase 49
Cellular component (GO): cytosol
Molecular function (GO): RNA helicase activity; ATP binding; nucleic acid binding
Source: RefSeq, a predicted model, not a curated record
GGAGGCCGGAAGUCAGUGGUGUUAAGGAAGGAGCAAGAUGGCGGCGUUCCGGGAGCUGGGUUUGGCCCCGUGGCUGGUGGAGCAGGCGCGGCAGAUGGGGCUGAGCCGCCCGACGGCCGUGCAGGCCGCCUGUAUCCCGCCCAUACUGCAGGGCCGCGACUGCCUCGGCUGCGCUAAGACGGGUAGCGGGAAGACAGCGGCCUUCGUGCUGCCGGUGCUGCAGGUGUUGUCCGAGGAUCCCUACGGCAUCUUCUGCCUCGUUCUGACGCCCACCAGGGAGCUGGCCUACCAGAUCGCUGAGCAGUUCCGUGUGCUGGGGAAACCGCUGGGAUUGAAGGAUUGCGUGGUGGUGGGCGGCCUGGACAUGGUGGUUCAAGCCCUGGAGCUCUCCCGCAAACCCCACGUUGUCAUUGCGACGCCUGGCAGGUUGGCGGAUCAUCUUCGCAGUUCCAACACUUUCAGCCUUAAAAAGCUCAAAUUCUUGAUAUUGGAUGAAGCUGACCGGCUGUUGGAGCAGGGCUGUGCUGACUUCACUGCAGACCUGGAGGUGAUUCUGGAGGCUGUUCCCGCACGCAGGCAGACGCUGUUGUUCAGUGCCACGCUGACAGAUACACUGAAUGAGCUGAAGAGCCUGGCCAUGAACAAACCUUUCUUCUGGGAGGCUGCAUCUGAGGUGCGGACAGUAGAUGAACUGGACCAGCGUUACUUGCUUGUACCCGAAGCAGUCAAGGAUGCAUACCUUGUCCAUCUAAUCCAGACCUUCCAGGAUGAGCACGAAGACUGGUCUAUUAUUAUCUUCACCAAAACCUGCAAGGAAUGUCAAAUCUUGAAUAUGAUGCUUAGAAAGUUCAGUUUUCCUUCUGUAGCUCUACAUUCCAUGAUGAAACAGAGGCAACGAUUUGCAGCUUUAGCAAAGUUCAAAUCCAGCAUCUUUAAGAUUCUUAUUGCUACAGAUGUUGCUGCCAGAGGCUUGGACAUUCCUACUGUACAAGUUGUCAUCAACCACAACACUCCAGGCCUGCCAAAAAUCUACAUUCACCGGGUUGGCCGGACAGCCCGUGCAGGUCGGAAUGGAAUCUCUAUUACAAUGGUGACGCAGUAUGACAUCCAUCUUGUGCAUGCUAUCGAGGAGGAGAUCAAACUGAAGCUGCAGGAGUUUUCUGUGGAAGAGAAAUUGGUGCUUAACAUCCUUAACCACGUGAAUGUUACAAGGAGGGAGUGUGAAAUAGAACUGGAGUACAUGGAUUUUGAUGAGAAGAAAGAAAUAAAUAAGCGGAAACAAAUGAUCCUUGAAGGGAAGGAUCCAGAUCUGGAGGAAAAAAGGAAGGCAGAGCUGGCCAAGAUCAAGAAGAAAAACAAUAAAUUCCGUGAGAAGGUCCAGCAGACGCUGCAGGAAAGAAAGCAACUGCAGAUGAAGAGGAAACUACAGAAGAAAAUAGAGCGACGGAACAAACUGCAUCCAAAGGAAGAGAAAUAACAUCCUUGGCCUCCCAGUGAUGGAGGGAGUGUGGGAGCUCUGCUGGUUGGCUCGGACUGCCCUGAUGCUUCUGCUCCUUUGGGAAUGCUGGGAUCCAAGAGCUUUUAUGUGGACACUUUGACCUGAAACUAGUGUUGGAGAGUAUGGGGAAGGUGGAUGAGGGGAGAAGGGACGCUUUGAUAAACUUGUCCCCAUUACUUUCUGUGCAGUGCUGCUGGAUUGGGCCUUUCCUGGCAGGCUCAGUCAAUCUCCUGAUUGAACGUACUCUUCUUCAAGAGUAUGUUUCCUUCCUCUGGUAAAGGAGAGGCCAGACCAGAAUUCUUGGUGCUGCAAAGGGAAAUAAAGAUCCACUCUGUCUCUUCCCUUUCAGUCAUUUUAUUUUCCCUUUCAAGGGCUGGUGCUUGCCACUCACAGUUGUUUAUAUCAACAGAUUCUCCCCUGAGCCAGAGUCUAAAAAUACUGUGACAGGAUGAGGUCAGCCUGUAUGUGUACCAUGGUCCAGGUUUUUCUGAGAGGAAAAUUCCUGGAACACAUGGAGAGAGGUUGUGUUGCCCCAGGAUCAUCCAUGCAACCUUGUAAUAAUUCUGCUUUAUAUGUUUAAGUUGCACUCUUGCCUCUGAUUGUCUGCCUCAACUCCAGCCCAGCUUAUCCAUAGAGACGCAGUUUGCUCAGUGACCUGGGCUGCUGGGCACUCAGUUUCUGCAGAUGAUCAGUUCAAAACCCCGUUCAGGUUUCACCUUUAGUGCCUUGUUUAAUGUUCAGAACUUCCUCUACUUUGAGACUGAAGAGCUGUUAUUUCUAUCCUCUGGCCAGCAUCCAAAUAAAUAGUUCUGCAACAA